Molecule: messenger RNA, 2578 nt
Organism: Poeciliopsis prolifica (blackstripe livebearer)
Lineage: Eukaryota; Metazoa; Chordata; Actinopteri; Cyprinodontiformes; Poeciliidae
Gene: nck2a
Product: NCK adaptor protein 2a
Exons: 5
Coding region: 324-1499 (391 amino acids)
Biological process (GO): positive regulation of endoplasmic reticulum stress-induced intrinsic apoptotic signaling pathway; negative regulation of PERK-mediated unfolded protein response; negative regulation of endoplasmic reticulum stress-induced eIF2 alpha phosphorylation
Molecular function (GO): protein binding
Source: RefSeq, a predicted model, not a curated record
UUCGAGGUGGAGGCAGUCAGUCUGCGAAGGGAAAACAAGCGAGGACAGGUCGGGCACCACUUGCCCAGCCCGUGUUUUAAACGAAGGAAAACUGGUGGAGGAUAUGUGGAUGUGAGUGGGCUUUUCGUCACUUUCCCGCGGGCUCGGUUACUUCUCGUUCGGCUCUCGGGCCGUGGCGUGUUGAGCGUGUCGCUGUUUUGCCCAUUCUCUCUGGAGUGAACACUCAGUGCGGGUUAUUGUUGCUGUCUCUAACUCCAGCCCUUCAGAGCCAUUGGCCUUCAGCUUGCGUCCAUCGUGCCGGAAUCAGGAGGACUCCAUGAAAGAUGACAGAGGAGGUGAUUGUUGUAGCCAAGUGGGACUACAUAGCCCAGCAGGACCAGGAACUUGACAUCCGUAAAAACGAGCGCCUCUACCUCCUGGACGACUCGAAAACGUGGUGGCGCGUCCGCAACACCGCCAACCAGACGGGUUACGUGCCGUCGAACUACGUGGAGCGCAAGAACAGCCUGAAGAAAGGCUCUCUGGUGAAAAACAUCAAAGACACCCUGGGUUUGGGAAAGGGUAAGAGGAAGACGAGUGCGCGUGAUGCCUCCCCUACGCCGAGCUCAGACACGGAGUACCCUUCCAACGGGGGCGGAGGUGUGGUCGGCGCCGCAGAGCGGGUCUUCGACCUCAACAUCCCUGCUGUGGUCAAGUUUGCGUACACGGCAGAGAGAGAAGACGAGCUGACUCUGCUCAAAGGCUCCAGGGUGGUCGUCAUGGAGAAGUGCAGCGACGGCUGGUGGCGUGGCAGUCAGGCCGGCCGCGUCGGCUGGUUUCCCUCCAAUUACGUCCAGGAGGAGCUCAUGGGGGUGGACGACAAAGAUGGGGAUUCCCCGCGAAGUUACCUCGGCGAAACUCUGCUGGCCAAUGGCCGCGCCGGCGGCCGGGGCGUCGUCCUCCACCUGGUCCAAACGCUCUACCCCUUCAACUCGACGACCGAGGAGGAGCUGAACUUUGAGAAAGGAGAAAUUAUGGAGGUGAUAGCGAAGCCGGAGAACGACCCAGAGUGGUGGAGGUGCAAGAACUCUCGCGGCAUCAUUGGCCUGGUGCCUAAAAACUAUGUGGCGGUGCUGGACGAGCGACCCGGCCCACCCUCCACCACGUCGGGCUCCCCUCAGGGCCGCUAUAUCGGACCGGCGCGCUCGGGGAAGUUCGCCGGCAGGGACUGGUACUACGGCAACAUCACCAGACAGGAGGCUGAGUGCAUACUCAACGAACGGGGAGAGGAGGGCGACUUCCUCAUACGAGACAGCGAGUCAUCGCCCAGUGAUUUCUCCGUGUCCCUGAAGGCGGUGGAGAAAAACAAGCACUUUAAAGUGCAGCUGUCAGACGGGGCGUACUGCAUCGGCCAGCGCAGGUUCAGCUCCAUGGAUGAACUAGUGGAGCAUUACAAGAAGGCCCCCAUCUACACAAGCGAUCACGGAGAGAAGCUGUACCUGGUGAAGGCGCUGCUGUGAUCUACACACCUACACUGGAUCUCUCACACACACACACACACACACACACACACACACACACACACACACACACACACACACACACACACACACACACACACACUAUCCCUAACUGUCUUAACCCAAGCCUUAGCUCUGGUCCCCUCCCGCUGUGGCGUCUGUACCACAUCCAGAUCCUCAGAUCUCCUGGAUUGUUUUUUUUUUUUCCAAGUGAAAACCAGACGAACUUUUUUUGUUUGCUUUUCUGGCUCAUUGCUGUUUUUUAGAGACGACCCUCAGACAGCCAUCACUGAGCCACACGGCGAACACAGUGUGUACCGAGCCUCUGUCAUCUUGGAUGUGCUAACAUGCAGUGACCACAUUUGCUGCUAACAGAACGCCUGAGGCCUUGUCGGGGGGUUGAGCUCUCCCUGUGAUGUCAUGCGUAACGUAUUCUUACUAGCACGCACAUUGUAAGUUCCACCAUUGCUCUUAACUCACCCAGGAGAGAACCGACGUUCGUACCGGUUCAAAGAGGGGCUCGGACCUCAGUGGAGCCUAACUCUGUCACGUCUAAUCGCUGCCCAUGUUUCAUUUAGUCUAUCAAGACCCACUUGUUAGUGAACUCACUUUUUAUUAUUAUUUUUUUUAAAAGCUUAUUUAAAUUUGUUCAAGUUUUGUAGUUACUUUCUCACAAAGUGACCAGAAUCACUCUUGCCUUUUGUUUUCUAAUCUUCACCAUUCCUCCACCCACUUGUUUUUGUCUUUUGUUGUUGCAAUGCGACCAUUUUCUGUUUCUACCGAACAGUUAAUUGCUAGUGAUACUUUAAAUGUGGACAACAACACUCACUGUAGUAUUUCUACCAGGCGGUGCAAUAGAGGAGACCUCAGAGUUCCUGUAGAGUUUGAAUGUUGAUCCAUGUAACCAAACGUGCCACCCUGUACCCGUUUACUACUGGCUCCAGGUCUUCACUGCACUCUCAGACUAACCCACAGCUCAGUGCUCACGCUUUAUAAUGCGUCGAGUUGAACUUAUCGUUCUCCAGUACGUGUCUGUAGCUACAUGAGGAAGAAUAACAAUAAAAUCUUUUUUGUUUGUU